Helianthus annuus (common sunflower) is the source of this 987-nucleotide messenger RNA. RefSeq lists its product as uncharacterized. The record is from RefSeq and is a predicted model, not a curated record. The transcript is spliced from 4 exons. Bases 307 to 783 code for a protein of 158 amino acids. NCBI's taxonomy places the organism in Eukaryota, Viridiplantae, Streptophyta, Magnoliopsida, Asterales, Asteraceae.
UACAUUUGUGUCUUUCAAGUUGUAAUUGUCUAUUAACAAGGGGCCAGAAAUAAACAAAAUUAAAAUCUUUUCCAUCCCUGCUCUUGAAGAAACCUAAUCGCUACCUAACUAAAGACACCCCACUUCAUCUUCCCUACCAGUUAAAUCCUUUCCAUCUCAUGGUAGAGGGACAAUCGUGACCCCUCUCAUUCUCUUCCAGUACACACGCUUCCACAUCUUAACCGGCGUCGGUUCACAUUUCAACUCACCGGAAUCGUCUCUUCAAUCCCCCAUCCGGUUCCACCCCACCCCCUUAAGAACUACCCCAUGGAAAGCAGUUGGGUCUGCGUAUCGGCAUUACCAGGCUCAUGUGACGGCGGCGAAUGGUGGUUCGAAACUGAGACGAUGGGAUUGGAGCAGGAUAAGUUCACUCCGGUGAUGGUAAGGAAUGCUGAUGGAAGCAUUUCAACACUGCCGAAUUGUUUGCACUCUCUUGUGGGCAACACUCAGACCCUCCAGCUUGAUUCGUGUACGUAUUAUGAUCAUGGCCACUUUGAAUCCUUCAACUGCAAGAAUGUCCUGCUAGAUGGGGAUGGAUGUAAGCCCUUUGGUUAUUCCACACCUCUAUCGAUCCCCGCUAAAGACAAGGGGGUGCUACCCAUACCGACACCAGUUCAGCGCGUUGAAGCGAUCGUAAGGCCUGCUUAUGCAGAUUCGGAUUUAGAAGAAACAAAAGUUGACAGUGACCCACAUGAAAGUCAGUUGGCUGGUGAUGAGAUUGGGGAUGACGGUGGCAUGCGUUAGCUAAAGUUUGGAUUAUGUGUUAUCCAAUAAGAUAGGAAGGCGUGCGAGAGUUUAUGCGUUUUUCCUUUUUCUGUUUCAUGUUUUAUUUUCUUGGAAGACAUUUUUUUUCACUUCUUUUUGGCCGGCAAGUUUUGCCAAGGAAACAACUUAUGGUCCAUGGUUUAAUAAAGUUUAAGCACGCCCCUUUGUAGGCGUAUUGUCUUA